AUGUGUUUGCACGGACGAGUGCCGAAUGGGGAGCAGACCAACUCGUUGGAUCGCUUUGCGCAAAAUCCACCCCUUCUCUCUCCUCCCUCCCCUCCAGCCUCCGGAUCCCGCACAGCCCUCCCUCCCCUUCCCACAGCACUCCUCUCUGGCUGCACCAGGGUUAGUCUGUGUAAGAAAUAGCAGGAACUGUGGCAGCAGCGAGAAGAAGCGGCUGAGACGCGUGGAACCUGAAAAAGUCUGGGUGCUCGGGUUUACCUCAUAGCGAGGUCCCAGCCAGCCGUCAGCACCAUGGACAGCAGCACCGUCCCCACCAACGCCAGCAAUUGCACUGAUCCCUAUACGCACUCUUCAAGUUGCUCCCCAGCACCUAGCCCCGGUUCCUGGGUCAACUUCUCCCACCUAGAUGGCAACCUGUCCGACCCAUGCGGUCCGAACCGCACCGAGCUGGGCGGGAGCGACAGCUCGUGCCCUCCGACCGGCAGUCCUUCCAUGAUCACGGCCAUCACCAUCAUGGCCCUCUACUCCAUCGUGUGUGUGGUGGGUCUCUUCGGAAACUUCCUGGUCAUGUAUGUGAUUGUCAGAUACACCAAAAUGAAGACUGCCACCAACAUCUACAUUUUCAACCUUGCUCUAGCAGAUGCCUUAGCAACCAGUACCCUGCCCUUCCAGAGUGUCAAUUACCUAAUGGGCACAUGGCCAUUUGGAACCAUCCUCUGCAAGAUCGUGAUCUCCAUAGAUUACUAUAAUAUGUUCACCAGCAUCUUUACCCUCUGUACCAUGAGUGUCGAUCGUUACAUCGCAGUCUGCCAUCCCGUCAAGGCCCUGGAUUUCCGUACUCCCCGCAAUGCCAAAAUUGUCAAUGUCUGCAACUGGAUCCUCUCUUCAGCCAUUGGUUUGCCUGUAAUGUUCAUGGCAACAACAAAGUACAGGCAUGGUUCCAUAGAUUGUACACUCACAUUCUCUCACCCAACCUGGUACUGGGAAAACCUGCUGAAAAUUUGUGUUUUCAUCUUUGCCUUCAUCAUGCCUGUCCUCAUCAUUACAGUGUGUUAUGGACUGAUGAUCUUACGCCUCAAGAGUGUCCGUAUGCUCUCUGGCUCCAAAGAAAAGGACAGGAAUCUGCGAAGAAUCACCAGGAUGGUGUUGGUGGUUGUGGCUGUGUUCAUUGUUUGCUGGACUCCCAUUCACAUUUAUGUCAUCAUUAAAGCCUUGAUUACAAUCCCAGAAACUACAUUCCAGACCGUUUCCUGGCACUUCUGCAUUGCUCUAGGUUACACAAACAGCUGCCUAAAUCCUGUCCUUUACGCAUUUCUGGAUGAAAACUUCAAACGAUGCUUCAGAGAGUUCUGUAUCCCAACUUCCUCCACCAUCGAGCAACAAAACUCCACUCGAGUCCGUCAGAACACUAGAGACCACCCCUCCACGGCCAAUACAGUGGAUAGGACUAACCAUCAGCUAGAAAAUCUGGAAGCAGAAACCGCUCCAUUGCCCUAA
Molecule: messenger RNA, 1494 nt
Organism: Mirounga angustirostris (Northern elephant seal)
Lineage: Eukaryota; Metazoa; Chordata; Mammalia; Carnivora; Phocidae
Gene: OPRM1
Product: opioid receptor mu 1
Biological process (GO): sensory perception of pain; G protein-coupled opioid receptor signaling pathway; neuropeptide signaling pathway
Cellular component (GO): plasma membrane; neuron projection
Molecular function (GO): beta-endorphin receptor activity; morphine receptor activity; neuropeptide binding
Source: RefSeq, a predicted model, not a curated record